AUGCGUUGGCCAACAUGCAGAGCAAAAUUUGUCGCUACGGCUGCUGCCGCUUUGAGUGCCAAAAUGGCUGUAGUUCCAGAAGGUGCCGCAGCAGACAGCAGACUGGAUCAUCAGCUUGACCUAAUGAGACGCGGUGCUCCUCCCGGAAGUGUGCAGGACGUUCAUCGCAAGCAUCUUCUAGCGCUGCUGAUGCGAAAAGACCCUUCUGUUUGGAGCCUGGUGCCUCGAAGCUACAUCUUGACAAGAGAUCCUGCAGAUGCUGCUUCAGAGUGGAAGAUGUUCAGGCGCGACUUUGAGCUGUCGCAAUGCCUGGGGCGCUUGCGAAAUUAUCUGGAACAAGGGGCAGCAUCAAAGCCCAAGCCGAAUGAAGAUGAUGGACUGGAAACUGCCUUGGAAAUUUGCCAGAAACAUUUGGAAGCCCACAUCGCCGACAACAACUUCUGGGAAGGCUUACAUCUGAGUCCCAUGCGCAAGGCAGAACUGAUCCUUCGGCGAGUUGAGCAGGAGCUGCCCCAUUUGCAACUUGACUUACUCCAGAAAAACUGGUGGCUAGCAAAGCCUGUCGAUGGGGCGAUGGGGAAAGGUAUCGUUCUUUUUGGUGGACUGUCGCGGGCAGAGGAAUUGCAAAUUUCGGCCAUGCCAUUUUGCGGGCGUAUGAACGAUGGAUAUGUCCUGCAGAAGUACAUUGAGAAGCCACAUUUGGUCCACAUGUCGAGCUUGAUUGACAUUGACAACAGGCUGGGCGGACAUACCGCAGAAGCCUGCGUGGAUGAGGUUUACAAAUACAACCUGCGCAUGCUCGUUCUGGUGCGUUGGGUCGAGGAUCCUUCAGUGUGGGUGUAUGACAAAGGCUACAUUGAUCUUUGUGCGAUGCCCUUUUCAGAGGAGUAUGGUGCCGCAGUACAGGAAGCCCACGUGUCCAACCUGCCAUGUAAGGGGAAGGGCAUUGGAGUUCGAAAGCGCAUGUGGUCAACAGACACCUUCAAGCUGUAUCUGCAAGAACGUUCCGGUCGUGAUGUUUGGGCGGAGGAAAUAGUGUCCCAAAUUCGAACUGCCAUUUCGAGGGCUUUGAGCUGCCUACUCCCAUUGACGACGGGAUGUACUAGCCACGACGAUUCCAAAUCCACACCUGUGCGCCAGCCGUGGCGGCGCUUCGGUUUUGAUUUUGCACUGGGGAAGAAUUUCCAUGUGUGGCUCGUUGAAGUCAAUCACCGCCCCGGAAUGAAAGCGCCUAAGGGACCAGCAGGUGAGGACAAGCGUCAACUCUUGGAGCAUUUCUACGCGGAUGAGAGUGAGCUUUGCGGUCGUAGAUGUGACGAGUCCAACAACGCUGCCUUGAGGCGUGGUGAGGAGCGGAGCAUCAAGGCUCCUCCCAAUGCGAACGAUGAGAUAGUGAGGAAAACCCUCGAAGCUUACAACAAGCUUCAGUCGAAUCCGGAGUCAUUCUGGGAUGGGGAUGCAGCAGGGCCAGAGGCUGAAGGGGCAUCCUAUGGCGUAUCGCGAGGAAUGAUGAAAAACAUGCGAGCAGCGAUGAAAAAGCGGCAAGCGGCCGGCAACCAGUGA
This is a messenger RNA of Symbiodinium sp. CCMP2592, 1563 nucleotides long. The record is from the annotation of a GenBank genome assembly. Lineage: Eukaryota; Dinophyceae; Suessiales; Symbiodiniaceae.